AUGGAAGAAGAUCCAAAGUACUUGGCCACUGAGUCCGCCAGAAACCAGCAGCCUGUCCACAGAGUCCAUGUGUCGCCAUCCAAGGAGCUCGCGCCUGCUCAGGAGGCAACUGUCUCUCCGCAGGAAGUGAAUUUUCAUCAAAUGCAUGAGGAUGAGACUAUCAACGACGUUCAUUAUGUUAAGGAGGAUCUCCAGAAGCGCGUAUCGAGACCCGUGUGGUUUCUUAUCGUCGGAACCAUCCUUUCUUCAUGCUUCCUCUUUGCUCUCGAUGAUACGAUAGUUGCGGAUAUCCAGUCCCCCAUUCUCAAGCGCUUCAAUGAACCGCGCAAGAUGAGCUGGAUUGGUAUUGCCUUUGUCCUCGCGUCUGCUUCAACCGUAAUCACUUGGGGGAAGGUUUAUGGAAUCUUUAGCGCGAAGUACCUCUUUCUGAUCUCAGUCGUGCUCUUCGAAGGUGGUAGUGCCCUCUGUGGUGGCGCAAAUACGAUGAACGCAUUCAUUGUCGGGCGGGCUAUCGCGGGCCUCGGGGGUGCCGGGCUAUACCUAGGAUGCUUGACGUUGCUGACAAUCACUACCUCAAUCCAUCAGCGGCCGGCCUACAUGGCAUUCACGGGUAUUACAUGGGGAGCGGGUACUGUUUUAGGGCCUGUGGUCGGCGGUGCGUUUUCCGACAAUCGUCAUGCCGGAUGGCGUUGGUCCUUUUACAUCAACCUUUGCAUUGGCGCGGUGGCUUCCCCUGUCUAUAUCUUCAUGCUACCCAAGGCUGAUCCCCAUCCCGAGGCAACUCUCAGAGCCAAGCUCCUUCAGAUUGACUAUCUGGGAGCCUUUCUGAAUGUCAGCUCCUUGGUUUGUCUGACGAUGGCGCUCAACUUUGGAGGAGAUCUCUACGACUGGAACUCAGGCCCGGAGAUCGCGCUGUGGGUAGUCGGUGGUGCUUUGCUGUUGUUAUUCUGCCUACAGCAGGCAUUUACCAUCGGCACCACCAAGCGCGAGCGGAUAUUCCCCCUGGAGUUGCUCCGACAGCCCUUGAUGUGGCUCCUCUUCGCUCUUAUGGCCGCCGCUGGAACAUGUGUGUUCGUCCCAACCUACUACAUCCCAAUCUACUGCCAAUUCGUCCUAGGCGAUACACCUCUAGGGUCCGCGGUGAGGCUUCUGCCUUUCAUCAUAGUGAUGGUUUUCGUUGGACUUGCAAGCGGGGCAGGAAUGUCCAUCCUCGGCUUUUAUAUGCCUUGGUACUUUUUCGGUGGAAUUCUCACCAGCAUUGGAGGUGGCUUGAUGAGUACAAUCAAAUUGUCCAGCCACGUCGGGAAGAUCUACGGAUACUCGGUCCUGAUCGGACUCGGCGCGGGAUUGUUCAUUCAAACAGGAUAUUCUGUUGCGCAAGCCAAGGUCCCAAGCUCGCGAGCAUCAGACGCAUCAUCAUUUAUUGCACUGGCACAGAACAUCGGAUUUAUGCUCUCGCUGGCUAUCUCGGGAGCAGUGUUUCAAAACGAGGCUGUUGACAAGCUGCAUGUGCUACUGCCAACUCUGACACGAGAGCAGCUACAUGGUGCUAUCACAGGAGCUUCUAGUGGUAUGAUGCAGCAUCUUCCAGACGAACUCAGAAAGAAGGUUCUUGAAGCGAUUGUGGAGGUGAUGGGACACACAUACUACCUUGUUGCCACGGCGGGCGUAAUGGCAGCUGUCGGAUCCCUCUUCAUGAAGAGGGAGCGUAUCUUUGUUGAAGGUGCUACUGCUAUGGGCUAA
Messenger RNA from Penicillium angulare, 1743 nucleotides. RefSeq lists its product as uncharacterized. The transcript is spliced from 9 exons. Gene Ontology annotation, biological process: transmembrane transport. Bases 1 to 1743 code for a protein of 580 amino acids. NCBI's taxonomy places the organism in Eukaryota, Fungi, Ascomycota, Eurotiomycetes, Eurotiales, Aspergillaceae. Gene Ontology annotation, molecular function: transmembrane transporter activity. The record is from RefSeq and is a predicted model, not a curated record.